GGCACCAAGGCGCGCGCGGAGCGAGGUGGCCGCAGCGUCCCCGCGCGCGGCCGGGACCGGCAGGAGCGCGGAGCCGCUGCCGCCGCUUCUGCCGCCUCGGCCAUGCGGCUCCAAGGCCGAGGGCCUGGCCUGGGGCCUGCGCCUCCCCCAGCACGCCGCCCCCGCUGAGCCCACGCCCGGCCGGCCGGGGCGCCACCCGGCACCAUGGUGCAGAAGUCGCGCAACGGUGGCGUGUACCCCGGCCCUAGCGGGGAGAAAAAGCUCAAAGUGGGCUUCGUGGGGCUGGACCCCGGCGCGCCCGACUCCACUAGGGACGGCGCUCUGCUCAUCGCCGGCUCUGAGGCCCCCAAGCGCGGCAGCAUUCUUAGUAAGCCGCGCGCGGGCGGCGCAGGUGCCGGGAAGCCCCCCAAGCGCAACGCCUUCUACCGCAAGCUGCAGAAUUUCCUCUACAACGUGCUGGAGCGGCCCCGUGGCUGGGCAUUCAUCUACCACGCCUACGUGUUCUUGCUGGUCUUCUCCUGCCUGGUGCUGUCCGUCUUCUCCACCAUCAAGGAGUACGAGAAGAGCUCCGAGGGCGCCCUCUACAUCCUGGAAAUUGUGACCAUCGUGGUGUUUGGAGUGGAGUACUUCGUGCGCAUCUGGGCCGCCGGCUGCUGCUGCCGGUACCGCGGCUGGCGGGGGCGACUCAAGUUCGCCCGGAAGCCUUUCUGUGUGAUUGACAUCAUGGUGCUCAUCGCCUCCAUUGCCGUCCUGGCCGCGGGCUCGCAGGGCAAUGUCUUCGCCACGUCUGCGCUCCGGAGCCUGCGCUUCCUGCAGAUCCUGCGCAUGAUCCGCAUGGACCGGAGGGGGGGCACCUGGAAACUGCUGGGCUCUGUGGUCUACGCCCACAGCAAGGAGCUGGUGACUGCCUGGUACAUUGGCUUUCUCUGCCUUAUCCUGGCCUCAUUCCUGGUAUACCUGGCAGAGAAGGGUGAGAAUGACCACUUCGACACCUACGCAGACGCACUCUGGUGGGGCCUGAUCACCCUGACCACCAUUGGCUACGGGGACAAGUACCCCCAGACCUGGAACGGGAGGCUCCUGGCAGCAACCUUCACCCUCAUCGGGGUCUCCUUCUUCGCCCUUCCUGCGGGCAUUCUGGGGUCUGGCUUUGCCCUGAAAGUGCAAGAACAGCAUCGGCAGAAGCACUUUGAGAAGAGGCGGAACCCGGCCGCGGGCUUGAUCCAGUCGGCUUGGAGGUUCUACGCCACCAACCUGUCCCGCACGGACCUGCACUCCACCUGGCAGUACUACGAGCGCACCGUCACCGUGCCCAUGUACAGCUCACAAACUCAAACCUACGGGGCCUCCAGACUCAUCCCACCUCUCAACCAGCUGGAGCUGCUGAGGAACCUCAAAAGCAAAUCGGGACUCACCUUCAGGAAGGAGCCCCAGCCUGAGCCCUCUCCAAGUAAAGGCAGACCGUGCAGAGGGUGCCUGUGUGGAUGCUGCCCCGGACACUCUAGCCAGAAGGUCAGUUUGAAAGACCGUGUCUUCUCCAGCCCCCGAGGCGUGGCCGCCAAGGGGAAAGGGUCUCCCCAGGCCCAGACGGUCCGACGGUCACCCAGCGCUGACCAGAGCCUCGAGGACAGUCCAAGCAAGGUGCCCAAGAGCUGGAGCUUCGGCGAUCGCAGCAGGGCACGCCAGGCUUUCCGCAUCAGGGGCGCUGCGUCCCGGCAGAAUUCGGAAGAAGCAAGUCUCCCUGGGGAGGACGCAGUGGAGGACAACAAGAGCUGUACCUGUGAGUUCGUGACCGAGGACUUGACCCCUGGCCUCAAAGUCAGCAUCCGAGCUGUGUGUGUCAUGCGAUUCCUGGUGUCCAAGCGGAAGUUCAAGGAGAGUCUGCGGCCCUACGACGUGAUGGAUGUCAUCGAGCAGUACUCCGCUGGACACCUGGAUAUGCUGUCCCGCAUCAAAAGCCUGCAGUCCAGGAUAGAUAUGAUUGUGGGCCCCCCACCCCCUUCAACUCCCCGGCACAAGAAGUACCCCACCAAAGGACCCACGGCCCCUCCGAGAGAGUCACCCCAGUACUCACCUAGAGUGGACCAGAUCGUGGGGCGUGGCCCGGCGAUAACGGACAAGGACCGCACCAAGGGCCCUUCCGAGGCGGAGCUGCCAGAGGACCCCAGCAUGAUGGGACGCCUGGGCAAGGUGGAGAAGCAGGUCUUGUCCAUGGAGAAGAAGCUGGACUUCCUGGUGAGCAUCUACACGCAGCGCAUGGGCAUCCCGCCCACAGAGACCGAGGCCUAUUUCGGGGCGAAAGAGCCGGAGCCAGCGCCGCCAUACCACAGCCCCGAGGACAGCCGGGAGCACGUGGAGAAGCAGGGCUGCAUCGUCAAAGUCGUCCGCUCCAGCAGCUCCACUGGCCAGAGGAACUUCUGCGCGCCCCCCGCCCCAUGCCCGCCGUCCACCUCGUGGCAGCAGCAGAGCCACCAGCGCCAUGGCACCUCCCCCGUGGGGGACCACAGCUCGCUGGUGCGCAUCCCGCCGCCGCCUGCCCACGAGCGGUCGCUGUCCGCCUACAGCGGGGGCAACAGGGCCAGCACCGAGUUCCUGAGGCUGGAGGACGCUGCGGUCUGUAGGCCCCACGAGGCCGCCCUGCGGGACAGCGACACGUCCAUCUCCAUCCCGUCCGUGGACCACGAGGAGCUGGAACGUUCUUUCAGUGGCUUCAGCAUCUCCCAGUCCAGGGAGAACCUGGACGCCCUCAGUGGCGGUUACGCGGCUGCGGCGCCCUGCGCCAAGGUCAGGCCCUACAUCGCCGAGGGCGAGUCCGACACAGACUCGGACCUCUGCACGCCCUGCGGACCUCCGCCGCGCUCUGCCACGGGGGAGGGCCCCUUUGGCGAGGUGGGCUGGGCCGGGCCCAGGAAGUGAGGGCGCAGGACCCGCCCACGCCGCUCUGCCUGUCCCUUUUGGGGGUGUGAGCUCUGCGGGGUCUCUUCUGGAGUGACGUGUGCUGUGGGGCACCUGUGGGGCUGUCAGGCCCACUUGCCGGUGCAGGCAGCCCGGCUCCUUGGCUGGUGCAGUGACAUUUUGCAAAAGUUCUUUUCCAACCAGGGGCUGAAGGAGCACCCUGCAGCAACAAGCUGCUCAGCAGGGACAGACCUGGCCCAGCUAGUGAGGGGGGGCCAAGUGACCAAGGGGGCAUGGCUAUGGGGGUGUGGCCCGGGAGCAGGGCCCAGGAGGGUGUGGCUGGGGCAGACUUGCCCCUGACAGUGUGGCCUUGAGUUCUGGGGGGUGCCUAGCGAGGGCUUCAGUUCAGGAGGGUGUGACAGGCCACUGGGCAUGGCCUGUCCUGGCACCUGACCACUUGUCCCCGGGUUCCUCUGUGUGUGAGGAGCUGGGCAAGACCCCCACCCCUGGGUGCCUGGCUGGAGAGUUGCCGGCCAGCAUCCCCGACCCCUGCCAGCUCCGUGGGCCUUGCCAAGGGAGUGGGUUGGAGUUCAGGACCCCUUGCCUGGAGCUGAGAAAGGAGUGAGGCCUUGGGGACAAAACCCAAGCUCACAGUCACUCUGGACCCUCCUGAAAGGCCCACCCUGCAGCCUCCCCGGAUAGGGAAUUUCAAAGUUCCAUCUGCCCUGACCCGGGGUCUCCCAAGCCCACAGGAGCCACAGCUUCCCAGCCACAGGAGUUCUGGGUGAGUCCCCAUGAUGUGUCCUUUCUCCUCACUGCCCUGGCUGGGUGCUGGUCACCAGGCUGUGGCUAGCCCUUUGAGCAACCCACACUGUCCUUAGCCAGGAUUCACCCUGCUGGUCCCGCACCUGUGCUCCAGCAGACCAAGGCAGGGCUGGCUGGGGCCAUCGCUGGGCAGGAAAGCCCUUUGGUCAGCUGGCUCACCCACUGCAGAGGGCUGCUGUGUGUUCUUCCCACUACAGCUGGCCACCCUGGUCAUACUCUCCACUGGUGGGUCCCUGGCUAUGGCCUCCCAGUGUUUUGGGAGUUGAGACAUCCCUUCCCUGGGCCCUAGUGAGCAGGGACCUUGUUCCCUCCUGUCUGGGUGCCUUGGCCCACUGGGUAUUCAGCUUUAGGGGCCUGUGUCCAGCCACCAGGAUGCAGAGGGGGAUGUUAUGGUCCUGUGGCCUGGGGCCUAGCAGCCUCUGGCAUUCUGGCGAUGGCACCCCCAGCUUGUCUGGAAGGAGCCCUCUUGCCGGCUGGAAGAACUUUGAAGCAGGGUUAGGGGGUAACAUGCCCCUGGCCAUUGGAGGUCGUGGGCACUUGGGGACCUUGGGAAACUGUCAUCAGCAGUGGGUUAGUGGCUGUUGCAGCCUCAGUGCCCCUGCCAGGGCACUCAGGAGCUACCUGGGGCACACGGAUGGGCUGCCUGUCAGGAGCCACAGACACAUUCUCCUGACAGAUCCACAUGGCAUUGUGGUUUUCAAGGACGGUAUCAUGUGGCAGAGAGCCCUCCAGUGGGGAGAAAUGUCCCUUCCAGUGUGGGUGGCCACCCAACACCAAUUCCUCUGGCUACUUUAGGCCUCGGAUCUGAGUCCUCCUUGGUGUGGCACAGGGAGGUUCCAGCUGGGCCCACUGGCAGGAGGACAAGGUCAGCCAGCUCCAACACACCGCCAGCCCUAGCCCACUCCCUGCUGGGGCCCAAGGUCCCAGGAUGCUCUCAGCCUGUGCAGGCUCCAGGACCUGGGGGAGGGACUCUUUCCCUGAGGGAGGUUUGUUCCUGCCUUACCUGUGGCAGCAUGUUGUGUGCCUCAGACACAGUGGGCACCUGAGGUACCAGGGCUGGGGCUCUGCAGGGUGAGUAUGGCAGACAGUGGCCUCUCUAGGAGCCCCAGCCACUCUGCAGACAGCAGGAUGACAUUCCUUAGGUUGCAAGAGGAGGGGUAAAGGCUACACUGUUGGCCACUCUGCAUCAGGAAGGAGGGUUGGUGUCCUGGCCAUGCAGUCUGGCCCCUGGGGAAGGGAAGGUGUUGGACUCUGUGGGAUGGUCUGGGGGCCCAUUCUAGGCAAUGAAAGGUAGAAGCUCCUUCUUGGGCCUGCAGACCCAGGCCUGAGCAGCACAGCUGUCCACUGCCCCUGGGCAGCUGUCUUACCCUUAGAGAAGGAAGCUGGAGGUUUGUGUGAGAAAUGUGUGCACUUUCUUGGGGCCAGUGGCCACCCUGUGGCACACGUUUCCUGAGACAAGACAUUGUUAGAGCAUGCAUACCCAUGUGCCCACGUGCCCACUGACACAUACAGGUCUGCAUAAGACUCUCCUGCAUGCUCACAGACCACGCACGCCAGGUGCACACUUUCACACACACAGGAGAUGUGCACUCACAUGAACACACAAAACUCACAUAUGCACACCAGUGCAAGCUCACAGCAGGUGCACUGUCACACAUACUCACAUAUAAAGCACAUUCACAGACAGUACAUGUACAUAUACAACCACAUGUGGCCAGUACACAAUCAUGCCCACACAUGCUCACACACAUGCACAUGUAAGCGCACAGUCUGCGUGUGCAGACACAUGCACACACCCACCACGACUCCGACUUGGGCUGCCCUUUGUCUCUGGCCUUUUUCUCUUUGACUUUUCCUGAUUUAGGCUGCCCAGGGAGGGAGCCACAGGAAUUAAUGACUUUACACAGAAGGUUCUGGAAUGCUGAACACUAGGUGGGGGUUCCCACUGUCCAAGGCUCCUGGACCAGUGCCAGAGGGGCAACCUUGAGCCCAUUAAGGGCCCCAUGCUGCCUUCUCCUGGGCUGGCUGGGCAGCUGUCCAGCACUUGUGGCCUGCUGAAGGCCUAGGGGAGCCAGGUGGGGACCGGGGGUUCCAGCACCCUCUGGUGUCCAGACCUGUUCCAGCUUAGCUGUGCUGGCCACCUGUGCCAUUCUUAGACAUGGCUUGGCCUCGUCACCCCAGGUCCUGUCUCAAACAGGUAUUGCAUGUCCACCAUGACAUUUCUGUCCCCCUGGUCACAGACUUCGAAGUCCACCCCAUCUGCAGUGGCUGGGACACCUGGAGGGUAGGCCACCUUCUCCCACCUCCUGCUCUAGGCAGGGAAGGUGGCAGGGCCACGCCAGGUUCUCAGGAAACCUAUUUAGGUGGGGAUCGUCCCCGAUGCUUCCUGAAGGCAAAAUGGGCCGAGGGCUGGGAAGCCUUUUGGAAACACUGGGGUGCGUUUGGGCCACCCCGCCUGUAAGUGGUGUACAGAGUGGAGGCUGUGGAUUUAUGAUGGAUCUGGGCCUGCACAGCCAGCAGAUAACACUUCAGCUGCCCUCCAUGGUCACAACCCUGUAAAACAAACAUGGUGGGGGUGGACAGCACAGCCCAUUCAGAGUAGACUUAGAGGGUCUGGGUCAUCUUGUGUCCCAGCGGGGCGGGUUGGCUUCUGAGUGAGAGGCUCUGCCCAUGGCCCCUGUGGGGCCCCAGUGCACAUGGCUGGGGCAGACCUGGCACGGCCCUCAGCACUCUCAGCCAUGGUGCAGACUGCCUGUCCUGUGUCAACCUCCUGGGCUACCUGCUUAUGUAUGGGAUGUGAGCUGUGAGGUACAGAGGGCUGGGCAUGGCCUCAGGGUCCACAGGCCAGAACUGCUGCCCAGGCCAGCUGCUCUGGUUCUGCCUGGGCCCCAGCUGAGGCCCAGAACCACCACGGAGGGGAGGUGGGGGGGCUUCCCUACUCAAGGGCAAACCCCACUUUCUCUCCCCUCUCUGAGACUUGAGCUCCUCCAACUGCACACCAGUUCAUUCUGUGUGCCCAGAGCCAGAAUGAAGGGGGACGUGGUUUGCUGUCUAGUGAGUGGGGCUAAGAACCAGCUCAGGAAGAGGAGUGUGAGGGAGAGGGCAGCGGAGGGAAGGUGCUCUGUGGGAGGUGGAGCCCUUGCAGUUCUGCAACCUUGGUGCCCACAGCAGGGUUGAGUGAGCACUUGAUGCUGGCCUUAUACCCUGGCAGACCCAGGGUGCUGAGUCUCAGUGGCCCUGCCCCAGAGUUCUGCAGUGUCAAACCCUCUGUCUGGGGCCGAGAGGAGGGAAUGGUUCCUGGGUCUCCUGGGCAGGAGGGCCCAUGGCUGAACGCCGCACAUCUAACUUGGACUGGGUUAUACAAAGUCGUUGCCUUAAAAGCAUUGUUGACAGAAACUCACUGAGGUCAGCCCAGACCCCUGGCCUCUGUCAGGCUUGGACACCUGGGCCCCGCCUCUGGGUCAGGCAGCAUGGGGCAGUCGCGAGCAGCGGAGGUCUCUCGGUUGCUUCAUGCAGAGGCGCUCGCGUUGGCUGUCCCUUUUGCUGCUGCCAUCCGCCCAGGCCAGCCUGGUGCACCCCAUGCCCGCACCCAUGCGCUGCAGUCUGUCUGGCCAGGGUGGCUGCAGCUCCCCACGCACCCUCCCGCCAUCGGCCGCCUUUGCACUUUUGUUCAUGCUCCAAAGAAUUCUUCAUGAUGCCUUUGUGCUGACGCGCACCUCUGCCCACUGCGUGCACCUAUGGACCGCGGCCUCCACCCUGCUCGUUUGUGAAUGUGCUGCCGCUACACACUCGGAACUAGAGCUUGUGCCCCAUCUCCUAGGGACAGACACCAGGGGACAAGCACUGGUCUUCUAACGGAUUAGCCGAGAUGCCAACUCAGCACGGACAGGUUGAUGCUUGUGUUACAUGAAUGGGCCAGCUCAGGCUUGCCCAGGGGACUCUGGGUGCAGAAUCCCACGCCAGGGAUGCACAUAGACAGUUCUGGAAAGUUCUGCUGCCAUGGGGCCAAGUCCAGAUGCCCAGUGGGCCUGUGCACUUAAUAAAUGCAGUGAUUCAACCUGGA
This is a messenger RNA of Ictidomys tridecemlineatus (thirteen-lined ground squirrel), 7783 nucleotides long. It is a transcript of the gene Kcnq2, whose product is annotated as potassium voltage-gated channel subfamily Q member 2. Gene Ontology annotation, biological process: potassium ion transmembrane transport. Gene Ontology annotation, molecular function: voltage-gated potassium channel activity. Gene Ontology annotation, cellular component: membrane; voltage-gated potassium channel complex. The record is from RefSeq and is a predicted model, not a curated record. NCBI's taxonomy places the organism in Eukaryota, Metazoa, Chordata, Mammalia, Rodentia, Sciuridae.